AUGUCGUCAAUUGCUGCUAUGGCCUCUCGCCGGGCCUUCACCCGCCAGUCUCUUUUCCGCGCCUCUCCUCGCCGUUUUUACAGCUCCAAGAUCGAGGAGGCCAACCUCGACAAAGGCCCUCGCCGUGACCCCGAGCUCUAUGUUUUGCUUGGUGUGAUGUCCGGUGCUUUCCUCAUCGCUGGAUGGUACUUCGGUAGAAAGCCCACCUCUGUCACCUCCGAGAGUAACGUACGCAUCGGUGAUAGCGCCAUGCCCUGGGAACGUGAGGACGACGGCAAGGUCUACAAGUACCAGUAUCACCCCCAUGGUGACAAGAACCGGCCUCUCCAGAAUGCCCCCAGUGCUUUGAACACUGUCAUUGUGCCCAAUGUUACCCUGCCCGCUGAUCUCCACGAACGAUUCAAUAAGUAUGGCAAGGAGGAAUGGGACUACUAG
Aspergillus tanneri is the source of this 435-nucleotide messenger RNA. RefSeq lists its product as uncharacterized. The coding region runs from base 1 to 435 and encodes 144 amino acids. The record is from RefSeq and is a predicted model, not a curated record. The transcript is spliced from 4 exons. Lineage: Eukaryota; Fungi; Ascomycota; Eurotiomycetes; Eurotiales; Aspergillaceae.